Candida albicans SC5314 is the source of this 1281-nucleotide messenger RNA. RefSeq names its product Lip7p (gene LIP7). Gene Ontology annotation, biological process: lipid catabolic process. The record is from RefSeq and is a predicted model, not a curated record. Lineage: Eukaryota; Fungi; Ascomycota; Pichiomycetes; Serinales; Debaryomycetaceae. The transcript has a single exon. The coding region runs from base 1 to 1281 and encodes 426 amino acids. Gene Ontology annotation, molecular function: triacylglycerol lipase activity.
AUGUUUGUUUUCCUUGCUUUGAUCACUUUGACUACUUGUCUACAAAUACCUCUCAAUCCAACAAUUGACGAUUUCUAUAAUCCACCAAAAGAUCUCGAAACAAGCCAAUUGGGUGAUGUUUUAAAAUGGAGGAAAAUGCCAUUCCCGGUAACUAGCAUGUUUGUAAAUCUUCCAAUUUCUAAUGCAUGGCAAAUAUCAGUUAGAUCGCAAGAUACAUUAAACAAUUCUCUUGCUAUUGUUGCAACAAUUUUAGAACCUCCUAAUGGUGAUAAAAACAAGUUGAUAUCUCAUCAAGCUUUUGAAAACUCGCCAUUAUUACUGUGUUCCCCAUCAUAUUCCAUGCAAGUUCCAUCAUUCGAGACAUUUCAGAUUCAAGCAGAUUUGAUUUUUAUUUCUGGUUUACUAAGCCAAGGUUGGUAUGUGGUGGUACCAGAUUAUGAAGGACCAAAUUCAGUUUUCCCUGUGGGACGACAAUCUGCUUAUUCUGUAUUGGAUAGUAUAAGAGGCACAAUCAAGUUCUUCAAUUCAACUGGAAACUCAACUGUGAAAACAGCAUUAUUGGGGUAUUCAUAUGGUGCAGUUGCUUCUCUUUGGGCAUCAAUUGUACAGCCCAACUAUGCUCCAGAGCUUGAAUUGGUGGGAGCAGCCGUUGGAUGCACUAUACCUAAUAUCACCGCAUUUAUUGAAAAAGUAGAUGAAGGUCCAUAUUCAGGACUAAUUGUUAAUAUAUUCAAUGGACUAGCAAAUGAGUAUCGCCAUUUCAGGGACAGAUUGAUACAUUUUGGUGCAUUACAACCACUUGGAUGUUUAUUUCCCAUUUGCAGAAAAUUCUUUUUCCAAAAAAUGAUUGGUGGAGUAUAUGAUGCCCAAGUGUUGACCGAUGAAACUAUAAAGGAAACCAUUGAAAUAAAUAAUCUUCUUUCAACUCGAGCGGUUCCACAAAUUCCUGUAUUUUUGUUUCAUUCAAAAUUCAAUGAAAUGUCACCGUUUUUAGAAAUUUUGAAAUUGGAAAAGCUUUGGUGCUCACAGUUAGGGGUUAAUCUAGAGAUAGCAGAAGAUAUGAGUUAUAAUCAUAUGGUUGAAGCCUUUUCUGGUAUGCCAGCAGCAAUCACUUGGAUUGAAAAGAGGUGGAAUAAUUCAACCUUGGGAGGAUGUAAACAUGUUCACCGGUUGUCAAAUUUUGAAUAUCCUGGCAUAGCACCAUUUCUCAGUCAGUACUUCCGUUCGUCUUUACAAAUGGUGUUAAAUAAUAAUCGUUAUUUCAACAAUACUACAAGAUAG